Eruca vesicaria subsp. sativa (arugula) is the source of this 750-nucleotide messenger RNA. The record is from the annotation of a GenBank genome assembly. Lineage: Eukaryota; Viridiplantae; Streptophyta; Magnoliopsida; Brassicales; Brassicaceae.
AUGAACAUAGCUCACACCAUCUUCGGCGUUUUCGGAAACGCAACUGCUUUGUUUCUCUUCUUGGCUCCUUCGAUAACAUUCAAGAGAAUCAUCAAGAACAAAUCAACCGAACAGUUCUCUGGCAUUCCUUACCCUAUGACUCUCCUCAACUGUCUCCUCUCUGCCUGGUACGGACUUCCCUUUGUGUCAAAGGACAACAUGCUUGUGAGCACAAUCAACGGAACAGGAGCAGUCAUCGAGACAAUCUACGUCUUGAUCUUCCUUAUCUACGCACCAAAGAAGGAGAAAGCUAAGAUCUUUGCUAUCUUCACCGCCGUCUUGGCCGUUUUCGCAACUGUGGCUCUCGUCUCUCUCUUUGCUCUCCAUGGUAACGGUAGAAAACUCUUCUGUGGUAUCGCAGCUACCGUCUUCUCCAUCAUCAUGUAUGCUUCUCCACUCUCAAUCAUGAGAUUGGUGAUAAAGACGAAGAGUGUAGAGUACAUGCCAUUCUUUUUAUCACUCUUUGUUUUCCUCUGUGGAACUUCUUGGUUCAUCUACGGUCUCAUCGGUCGUGACCCUUUUGUUGCUAUCCCAAAUGGGUUUGGAUGUGCUUUAGGGACAGUGCAAUUGAUUCUCUAUUUCAUAUACUGUGGAAACAAAGGCGAGAAAUCAACAGAUGCUGAAAAGGAUGAGAAGAAGAGUGUGGAGAUGAAAGAUGAGGAGAAGAAUCAUAAUGUGGUUAUUGGAAAGAAACAAGAGCAGCCAGUUUAG